UCCAUCUGGCGUGUAGAAUUUUGACUUUGCGGCGUGCUGUUUAUUAUUUCUGGAUUUCUCUAUUAACUUUUUCGGCUUGCUUUUUGUAUAUUUAAUAAAAACUCAACCAAACCAUGGAUGAUGAAGCUGAGACCUACAAACUAUGGCGUAUACGAAAAACCAUCAUGCAACUUAGCCACGAUAGAGGCUAUUUAGUGACACAAGAUGAAUUGGAUCAGACACUUGAACAAUUUAAGGAAAUGUUUGGUGACAAACCCAGUGAGAAGAGGCCUGCACGCUCCGAUUUGAUUGUUUUGGUUGCCCACAACGAUGAUCCCACCGAUCAAAUGUUUGUCUUCUUUCCCGACGAACCAAAAAUUGGCAUAAAAACCAUAAAGACCUAUUGUACGCGUAUGCAGGAGGAAAAUAUUCACAGGGCUAUUGUAGUUGUACAGGCUGGCAUGACUCCCUCGGCCAAACAGUCUUUGGUCGAUAUGGCUCCCAAAUAUAUAUUGGAACAAUUUUUAGAAUCUGAAUUAUUGAUUAAUAUAACCGAGCAUGAGUUGGUACCGGAGCAUGUGGUCAUGACACCGGAGGAGAAACAAGAGCUGCUGGCACGUUAUAAACUGAAAGAGAACAUGUUGAUGAGAAUUCAAGCUGGUGAUCCGGUAUCGAGAUAUUUUGGUCUUAAACGUGGUCAAGUGGUGAAAAUUAUUCGUUCUUCGGAAACAGCUGGACGUUAUAUUUCCUAUCGUUUGGUUUGCUGAAGUCGAACAAUAGGAAUAACUAUUUUAAGCUAUGAUAAAAUAUUAGAUAUAAUGAGGUUUGCAGAUGGAAUCAAUAACAAAUGACGAUAUAAAGGCGAAUGUUAAACAAAA
Messenger RNA from Stomoxys calcitrans (stable fly), 857 nucleotides. It is a transcript of the gene Rpb5, whose product is annotated as DNA-directed RNA polymerases I, II, and III subunit RPABC1. Gene Ontology annotation, biological process: DNA-templated transcription. Gene Ontology annotation, cellular component: RNA polymerase III complex; RNA polymerase II, core complex; RNA polymerase I complex. The transcript has a single exon. Lineage: Eukaryota; Metazoa; Arthropoda; Insecta; Diptera; Muscidae. The record is from RefSeq and is a predicted model, not a curated record. Bases 114 to 746 code for a protein of 210 amino acids. Gene Ontology annotation, molecular function: DNA binding; DNA-directed RNA polymerase activity.